This is a messenger RNA of Choloepus didactylus (southern two-toed sloth), 1086 nucleotides long. RefSeq names its product LHFPL tetraspan subfamily member 5 (gene LHFPL5). The coding region runs from base 174 to 857 and encodes 227 amino acids. Gene Ontology annotation, cellular component: plasma membrane. The record is from RefSeq and is a predicted model, not a curated record. NCBI's taxonomy places the organism in Eukaryota, Metazoa, Chordata, Mammalia, Pilosa, Megalonychidae. The transcript has 4 exons. Gene Ontology annotation, biological process: sensory perception of sound; detection of mechanical stimulus involved in sensory perception.
CGGCGCAUGGCCGCGGCUCUCGUCCUCCUCGCGGGGGCCCUGCUCCCCGGCUGGGGCUCGGCCCCGCAGUGUCGCGCCAAGGUGAAGCUGAGGAGCAGCACACUUCUGGGCCUCCAUCUGCAAAACCGACUUUCAGCCCACAGGCCCCCAGCCCAGGACCCCCUGGCCUCACCAUGGUGAAGUUACUGCCUGCCCAGGAGGCAGCCAAGAUCUACCAUACCAACUAUGUGCGGAACUCACGGGCCGUGGGUGUGAUGUGGGGCACACUCACCAUCUGCUUCUCUGUGCUGGUCAUGGCCCUCUUCAUCCAGCCCUACUGGAUAGGUGACAGUGUCAACACACCGCAGGCAGGCUACUUCGGCCUUUUCUCCUACUGCGUGGGCAACGUUCUGUCCUCCGAGCUCAUCUGCAAGGGCGGCCCCCUGGACUUCUCCUCUAUUCCCUCCAGAGCCUUCAAGACUGCCAUGUUCUUUGUGGCCUUGGGUAUGUUUCUCAUCAUUGGUUCUAUCAUCUGCUUCAGCCUGUUCUUUGUCUGCAACACGGCUACUGUCUACAAGAUCUGUGCUUGGAUGCAGCUGGCUGCAGCCACAGGCCUGAUGAUUGGCUGCCUGGUCUACCCAGAUGGUUGGGACUCCAGCGAGGUGCGGCGCAUGUGCGGGGAACAGACCGGGAAAUACACACUGGGCCACUGCACCAUUCGCUGGGCCUUUAUGCUGGCUAUCCUCAGCAUCGGUGAUGCCCUCAUUCUCUCCUUCUUGGCCUUCGUGUUGGGCUAUCGACAGGACAAGCUCCUUCCUGAUGACUACAAGGCUGAUGGAAAUGGUAACCUGCCCCCAACCCCCAACAGUGACUCUUGACUGGGAGCUGCCAGAUGGAGGUGGGAGUUCCUCUUCUAGGUCUACCCUAGAAGGAGGUACUGUGGCUGGGCUUUGAAAGGAAGUCUGAAGCAGCUGAAGUAUUGGUGGGUAAUUCUAUUGGAGGGUGGUCUGCAUGCUGCUUUAUUGAAUCCAAAGGUGGAAUGACUCAUGGGCUGGGCUGUUGGGGCUGCAGUGCAUAUCCCCUACAGAAGAGAAGAGAGAAGAACAA